AUGACUAUCUUCAUCGCAUCUCUGUUUUUACCACAAACGGUCAAUUUCCACGUUGAUGGUCAUCACAAUAGCAACAGCCUGCGAGGCAGCCGCUACCCUAGCUUUUCCCAUUUCCCCUUUAGUUCAAGAUUCCCUCGCGACUCCAUCAAUACCGCGUCUAAUACCCCUGCUAGCCUAUUCGAGCCACCCAAGGUUCCUCAAACUCCCACUCUGACCGGUGGCAAAGCCGAUCAUGAACACAUUUUCUCUCAUGCCAUCGCCGAAACCGGGAAGAAGCCAUCCGAAGCUCAGCUCCUCACUGAUAGUGAGUUUCCUUCCCCAAAAUGGGGCUACACAACUUCUUUGAAUCAGCCAAAGCCCCAAACUACCGCUACACCGUCCCCUUCAAUCUUGAAACAUGCAGACCCUCUCUUUCCCCAACCACUGCCGACGGAUGAGCGAACCAAGACUGUUCCGCAGCUUAUACGCCAGGAACCAACUAGAGAACAGUCAUUUUCCAGUGCAGAAUGGACAGUCGAGCGGGCCGAGCAAGGAAACGGUGGAUUACGAAACGCUGUUCGUGCCGCAUCAGACGCCGGUUACCUGGAAAAUCAGAUAUGGGUAGGCACGCUUGGGAUGCCAACGGAUGCACUGAUCCAAGACAUGAAGGAUAGCAUUGCUAAGAAGAUGGAGGAAGAGUAUGGCUCGUUGACUGUGUAUGUCAACGAUAGCGAUUUCGAUGGGCACUAUACUCAUUUCUGCAAAACAAUCCUCUGGCCGGUGUUACACUAUCAGAUUCCCGACAAUCCAAAGAGCAAAGCUUAUGAGGAUCAUUCCUGGAUCUACUACGUCAAGGUUAAUCAGGAGUUUGCCGAAUGCAUUGCUAGGAACUGGAAGAAGGGAGAUUCGGUAUGGAUCCACGACUACCACUUGCUACUCGUGCCGGCCAUGUUGCGCAAGCUAUUACCCGAAGGAGCAGAUGCCAAGAUUGGGUUUUUCUUGCACAUUGCUUUCCCAUCAUCCGAGGUGUUCAGAUGCCUUGCACCUCGCAAGCAGCUCCUUGAAGGCAUGCUCGGGUCAAAUCUGAUCGGCUUCCAGUCCGACGAAUACUGCCGGCAUUUCCUACAAACCUGUAGUCGUAUUCUUUGUGUUGAGGCUACCAAUGAAGGCGUACAGCUGGAGGACCGAUUUGUUAAUGUGGGCAAAUUCCCUAUUGGCAUCGAUCCCGCCUCCUUGGAGAAGAGACGUAAUGCCGGCGAUGUCGAUCAGUGGGCCAAGAUGAUAUCUCAGAGGUAUGCAGGGAAGAAACUUAUCGUAUCUCGAGACAAAAUGGAUCAAAUUAGGGGCAUACGCCAAAAGCUUCUCAGCUACGAGCUGUUUCUUAACACCUAUCCCGACUGGGCGGAUAAGGUCGUCUUGAUACAAGUAGCUACCACCACGACUGAACAGCCCGAACUUGAAGUCGCAACAUCGGAGAUUGCUACGAGAAUUAAUUCCACCCAUUCAACCCUCACCCACCAGCCAUUAGUUUUCCUCAAACAAGACCUUGCUUUUUCGCAAUAUCUCGCUCUGAUUUCUGUGGCCGAUGCGUUGAUGGUGACUAGUUUACGCGAGGGUAUGAAUCUGACGAGCCACGAGUUUGUCUACUGUCAGAAUGGGAAAUAUGACGGCAAAGGGUACGGGUCCCUAAUACUUAGCGAGUUUACUGGUAGCGCAUCCGUCUUUGGCAAUCAUGCUCUUCUUGUUAACCCAUGGGAUUACCGGCAAUGCUCCGAAGCAAUCCAUACAGCCCUUACGAGGAGCCUAGAAGAGCGCAAAGAGGUGUGGACUGAGCUAUAUAGUGCUGUUCUGAGUCACUCCACAACAAACUGGGUGAAGUCAUUCAGCGAGACGUUAGACAAAGUUUGGAAAGAGCAGUCGGCGCGCGAAACAACGGCUGUGCCACGUCUGUAUGUGACUGCCCUCGAAGAGCGGUACAAGAAAUCCUGCCGCCGCUUCAUUAUUGUUGACUACGAGGGUACUUUGGCAGCCUGGGGUUCUCCGAAUAACAUCAUCCUAACCACACCGCAGCGAGCCAUCAGCGUUCUUAAUGACUUAACCGAGGACCCCAAGAACGUUGUCUACGUUAUGAGCUCGAGGAUGCCGCAAGAGAUGGAGAGGCUCUUCCAACGCGUAACGAACUUGGGUCUCAUCGCAGAGAAUGGAUGUUAUGUGCGAGAACCAAACGCAGAAGAGUGGGCCACGUUGGUCGACGAGGAUAAAACGCAAAUCUGGAAAGAAGCUGUAUCCCAGAUACUUUGCUAUUUUCAGGAGCGCACUGAAGGGAGUUGGGUCGAGCAGCUUCACUGUUCCUUUAUAUUCCACUAUGAAAAGGCGGAGGACGAAGCGGCGGCGGCUCGGCUAGCUUCAGAAUGUGCUGACCAGAUCAACGAUGCCUGUUCAAACCAGGGAGUUCAUGCAGUUCGCAUUGAACGAGCCAUCGUGGUGGAGACGACUACACCAAACAAGGGUUCUGCUGCUGAACUGGUGUGGUCAAAUUACCUGGAAAAGGGUGAAAAUGAUCCUGAGUUCUACCGGCCGGACUUCCUCCUUGUCAUUGGGGAUGACCGGGAAGAUGAGCCCGUCUUCCGUUGGGCGAACAGUCUCGAAAGCUCCAAAGCCGUGGAUUUCGCUAAGACUGUCACCCUUGGCUCAAGGAGCACUGAGGCGAAGGCCACGCUGAAGCAGGGUGUGACUGGUGAGUCCAUAUUCCCCAGGAACGCCCCUUCUCCAUGCUUCCUUUCUGCUUCCCGUGUUCCUAGGAAAAUUGUGCGACUGACUUGA
Molecule: messenger RNA, 2802 nt
Organism: Monascus purpureus
Lineage: Eukaryota; Fungi; Ascomycota; Eurotiomycetes; Eurotiales; Aspergillaceae
Source: the annotation of a GenBank genome assembly